AUGCACGCGGCGGACUUUGCCGCGUGCGCGUUGCUGUCGGCCAUCAUCGCGGUGUCGCUGCUGUCCAACAUGGCGGUGCUGAUCUGCUUCUUCUACAACCCGGAGAUCCGCAAGCAAGUCCCGGCUCUUUUCAUCCUCAACUUGAGCUUGUGCAACCUGUUGCAGUGCGUGUGCAACAUGCCGCUCACCCUGGCGGGGCUCCUGGCGGCGGCGGCGGGGCACCACCGCAACCCCGGCGGAGGAGGCGCGUUGUGUCAGAUUGUCGGCUUCCUGGACACGUUCCUCACCGCCAACUCCAUGCUGACCAUGGCGGCGCUCAGCAUCGACCGGUGGGUGGCGGUGGUCUUCCCGCUCAGCUACCACUCCAGGGUGCGGCACCGGGACGCGGUGGUGGCGCUGGGCUACACCUGGGCGCACUCGCUGUGUUUCUCCACCGCCGCCUCCUGCCGCUCCUGGGUGGGAUACCACCCGCUUUACGCGUCGUGCACCCUGCGGGGCGCCCGCGCCAAGGCGGGCGGGCCGCACUUUGCCGUCUUCACCGUGGCCCUGCACACCCUCACCUUCCUGCUGGCCCUGCUGGCCAUGUGCGGGACUUACCUGAAGGUGCUGCAGGUGGCCAGGUUCCACUGCAGGCGCAUUGACGUCAUCACCAUGCAGACCUUGCUGCUGCUGGUGGACAUCCACCCCAGCGUGCGGCAGAAGUGUUUGGACGAACAGAAGCGAAGGAGACAGAGGGCCACCAACAAGAUCAGCACCUUCAUCGGCACCUUCGUGGUGUGCUUCACCCCCUACGUCAUCACCAGAAUCGUGGAGCUCUUCGCCCCGGAGCCCAUCAACCCUCACUGGGGGGUGCUGUCCAAAUGUUUGGUCUACGGCAAAGCCGCCAGCGACCCCUUCGUCUACUCGCUGCUGCGGCAUCAGUACAAGAAGACCUGCAGUCUCCUGGCCCAUAAAGUUCUGCGCAGGAGUCAGCGGGACUCCUUCUCUCCCGGAGCGGAGGGGAACGCCGGGAGAAAUGAGGUCCGGCAGGCCGUCGACGCCGCAGAGAGCGUCCAAGCAUCCGGCAACAAGCCAUCUGUUGUCCAGUGAGGCAGAGGACGAUGAUUGUGAGUGUCUUGGUCUUUGAGUUUAGGCAUGAUGUUCCUCUUCCACUGUCUGCUCGGAUCGGCACAGUUCCGUGGACUUUACUCCUAGUACCUGGUCAGUCAACGUUCCAGGAAUCGAUAUCACAACCCUCUGCUGGUGGAGCAAUGGAGACACCACAGUCACAACUUGGCUGUAGCGCCCUGUUUUCUGCCCCGGGAAAAGUGGUCUCCUCACUGAGAAAGAACUAAACACCGGCACAGGGUUUGCAAUGGAGAUGGACUAAAAAUCCUCCGGUUCUUGUUCCUGGUCAUGUCUUGUUGCUAGGCAGAGUUCGUAGGGCUCGAGCAUACAUCAGUCCCUCUAGGAUUUCUCAAGGUCACCCUUGCACCGAUUCACGCGGAUUCAGCCAGAAAUUGGAGCUUUGUCAAAU
Molecule: messenger RNA, 1516 nt
Organism: Nerophis lumbriciformis (worm pipefish)
Lineage: Eukaryota; Metazoa; Chordata; Actinopteri; Syngnathiformes; Syngnathidae
Product: G-protein coupled receptor 26-like
Biological process (GO): adenylate cyclase-activating G protein-coupled receptor signaling pathway
Cellular component (GO): membrane
Molecular function (GO): G protein-coupled receptor activity
Source: RefSeq, a predicted model, not a curated record